CCUCCUCCUCGCUCCUCCACCCGGCUGCUGGCGAAAGGGUCACGCGGGUGCUUGCGCAGAGUGCUGCCCGCGGCGCCCGCCCUCUCUCCGAGGUGGCUCCGCCCCGCGGCGGCUCGGCGAUGGCACCGAGCUUCGGCGCCGACCGGCUCUCGACUGUGUGCCCGACGUCGACGACGCAGGGGCCCCUGCAGGAGGUGGAGGUCACGCUGGAGAAGGGCAUAUCGUCUCUCGGCGGCAGGGCCGACUGGCCCAGCAACAGGAUAUCGACCACCAAGUACGAGUGGUACAGCUUCCUUCCGAAGAACCUGGUGGAGCAGCUCCACAAGUUCUCGACGGUGUAUUUUCUUAGCAUUUCCGCGCUGCAGUACGUGGGCCAGUUCACCGAUCUGUUCAUCGGUACGAUCAACUACAUCACCACGCUCGGGCAGCAGGUCGUGCUCAUGGUGCUCUCCGCCUCGAUCUCGCUGCGGGACGACCUCCAAAGAAGAAAGGCCGAUCGCGACGUCAACGGCUCCAGGGCUGAGGCCCGGCUUCGGCCACGGCUCGGUGCUGCCUGACCUGGCCGGCGGUGUGGGUCCACGGGCGUAGUUUCUCCUCCUCCUCCUCCUCCUCCUCCU
Prorocentrum cordatum is the source of this 617-nucleotide messenger RNA. NCBI's taxonomy places the organism in Eukaryota, Dinophyceae, Prorocentrales, Prorocentraceae. The record is from the annotation of a GenBank genome assembly.